AGUUAUAUUGUUUUUAUUUUUACCAUCUUUCACUUUAUUUUUUUGCUAUUUUCAUUGCCACCAUUAAUGGAGGGAACCUCAACACAAAUCAAACAUCAUUAGUAUUCUCAAAAACCCUUGUUUUAUUUUUUUUGUUCUGGCGCCAUUUUGUUUACCAACCCUUUCAAAACAUCUAUACAAGUCGUCGAAAUCUGCGUAUAACGAGAGCUGUAGUGUACCGAAUUGACCUUUACUAUAUAAAACUCUCAUUCUUGAAUUUUUUUUGGGGUUUUUUUGAAGGAAGAAAAUGAUGGAAAUGGAGGACAAGGAGAGUACAGAAUCAGGAUCACUGGGAGUUAACUCUGAGUAUGACUCACCACCACCACUGCAGCAGCAACAGCCUCUGCCACAAGUUGUGUCAGCAGCAGCAAAUGGGGGUGGGGGUGGGGUAGUGCUACCCCACCACCAAGAGGGUGGGGGUGGGGGUGGGGUGGUGAUGGGGGUUAAUGGGGUGGUGGAGAAGAAGAAGAGAGGGAGACCAAGAAAGUAUGAUGCUGAGGGGAAUUUAACACCACAGUAUAUAAAAGCUGCCAAAGCUGCUGCUGCCAAAGCUGCUGCAAUAGCAGCUGCUGCUGCAGCAGGUGGUGUUGAUGGUGGUGGAGGAUUGGUUACUUCAACACCACCACUACCUGGUGGUGCUGGGGUGGUGUCACCAGUGACAGGUUUUACCAUAACAUCACCACCAUCUUCUUGUGGUUUUUCAACUUCUUCCUCUACUAAAAGAGGACGUGGAAGACCUUCUGGUGGUUCUAACUUGCAGUUAAUUGCUUCUUUGGGUGAACUGUUUGCACAUACAGCUGGAGGAGAUUUUAUGCCACAUGUGGUUACUGUUCAUACUGGAGAGGAUGUGGCAGGAAAGGUUUAUUCUUUUGUGCAGAAGGGUUCAAGAGGUAUCUGUGUUCUGUCUGCAAAUGGUUCUGUUUCGAAUGUUACGAUUCGUCAGCCCGGUUCUUCUGGUGGUCUCUUGACAUAUGAGGGACGCUUUGAGAUCUUAGCGUUAACUGGAUCAUACACUGUUUCUGAUAACGGUGGCAUGAAAAGUAGGUCCGGUGGAUUGAGUGUUUCACUGGCUGGCCCAGACGGGCGUGUUAUUGGUGGUGGUAUUGCUGGUUCGCUCACGGCUGCAAGCCCCAUCCAAAUGGUGGUCGGAAGUUUCAUGCCAAAUGCGUUUAAAACACACACCAAAAGGAAGCAUCAUCAGAUUGAACCAAGAAUGCCACCGGUGAUCCACAACUCUCCAGACCCUGUUUCAAUGAUAAGACCUGUCUCACAACCACCACCGAUGGGCAACAUAACUCUGAACCAGACAUCUCAAAUGCCAAUCCAUAACCAUGGAGAAGCCGAUAACAGCAUGAGCAACAAAGACUUGCCAAAUUCUACUUCUACAGACACUUCUGACUGUAACGGAUCUGAACCAACAUACGAGCAGAGAUCAUAUCCCGAUAUUAACGUGUCUAUACCUAUGGAGUAGUAGCUAGCUAGCGCGAUUUCGUCAGACAAAAAACUUAGACUAUAGUGUUAUUCUGCUUAGCUGAUUCCUUGGUUUUUUCUUUGACUAUGUUGGUUGUAAGUUUUAAGGAAUCGUAAGGUACUUUGCCUUAUUAGUGACUUUUGAAGUACUAUGCUGACAUGACUAGAAAGAUUAAGAGGACUAAUAUAUCUUUUGUUUUUCUGGUUGUUGUAAUGUUUUAUACAGAUUUUUGUUCCUUUAUUACUUUUAAGAAUGUUA
Messenger RNA from Capsicum annuum, 1768 nucleotides. Its product is annotated as AT-hook motif nuclear-localized protein 1. The record is from RefSeq and is a predicted model, not a curated record. Gene Ontology annotation, molecular function: minor groove of adenine-thymine-rich DNA binding. Lineage: Eukaryota; Viridiplantae; Streptophyta; Magnoliopsida; Solanales; Solanaceae. The transcript has 5 exons. The coding region runs from base 287 to 1510 and encodes 407 amino acids.